Messenger RNA from Gopherus flavomarginatus (Mexican gopher tortoise), 8290 nucleotides. RefSeq names its product beta-1,4-mannosyl-glycoprotein 4-beta-N-acetylglucosaminyltransferase (gene MGAT3). Gene Ontology annotation, biological process: N-acetylglucosamine metabolic process; protein N-linked glycosylation. The record is from RefSeq and is a predicted model, not a curated record. The transcript has 3 exons. Gene Ontology annotation, molecular function: beta-1,4-mannosylglycoprotein 4-beta-N-acetylglucosaminyltransferase activity. Gene Ontology annotation, cellular component: membrane. Lineage: Eukaryota; Metazoa; Chordata; Testudines; Testudinidae. Bases 2347 to 3852 code for a protein of 501 amino acids.
AGAUUUGGGGAGCGGGAGCCCUGUGGGCAGGGUGCUGAGCUGAUGGGGACACACACGACUUUGAAUGACUUGCUGCAGACCGCACAGACCUGCCAAAUGUUGCCAGCAGAGGGAAGGAGAGACGCUCUCCCCAGGCUGAUCUCUGCGGCGCGCUAGGGCUCGGGUCCGGGUCCCUCCCUUUGGCCGCAGGGCUGAUUCAGGGGCCGGGGGGGGGGUGUUAUUAUUAUUCAUUUUAUUUUCUUGGCUGGCCGCUGCUGGCUCCCUCUGCUCUCUCAUCCCCGCUCAGCUUCACCCCGCCCCAACCAGCGCGCACACCCCCCCUGCGCGUCCUCCUGCUCUUCCUGGGCUGCCCCCUGCGUAGGGAAGCGGCUGCGGCUGCCGCUGGGGGUGGCGGGUUGCAGGGGCGCCGAGAUCGGAGCAGCGAGGGAGGGAGGGAGGCCGGGGCUGAGCCAUGCCGGGGGGCGGCUGCCGGAACCAGGGAUGGGGCGAGAGGCUGCCGAGGAGCCCAGCAUCUCCCCGCCGGGGGCCCAGGAAGCAGAAGAGCCGCCGCCGCUGCUGCUGAGAGCCAGCAAAGGGGGGCGAUGGCAGUGUAUGUGCAUGCAAUUUUGCCAUCGCGAGAUCAGUUUCUCCACACAAGCUUGACAAAGGUGAUGGGGGACAGAGUGUGUGCUGCAGCUGCAGACCUGCUGAGACAGCUCACAGAGAUGAGAGAGAGACAGAAAGAGAGGCAAAGCAGGAGGGAUGGAGACAGUACUGAGCUCUGUCAGCCUAUGUAUUUAUCAAGGGGUUUCUGGUGACAAUGCUCGAGAGCAGAACUUGAGUCACCAGAAAGUCCUUCAACAUCUACCAGAGCAGAAUUCAGGUUACCAGGAUCUCACCCGUGGGAGUGGAGCUUGAGUCGUUAGGAAAACUGACCCCAAAAAGGGCAAAGCUUUGGUCACUGAGACUCCCCUUCAGAGAAUGGCUCUCCAGUCAUCAGCAAACUCCACCACCAGAGCGUGAAUUCAGAUCACCCCAAACGCCCACCACUACUGCUGCUAGGAGCACUGCUUGAAUCACCAGGAACCGCCCAGUCCUGUAAGCAGAUCUCCAGUCACCACAGACUUCCAUCCUGGACUGCAGAGCUUGAGUCAUCACAAACCCCCAUCCUCAGGAAUGGAGCUGAAGUCACCUUAGCUGGAACUUCCACUCUCCCCCUGCACCUCCCCCAAGAGUUCGUGUUAUCUGGGUCCCUCCCUCAAAACACCAGUUCAACUCUGAACACCUCUCCCAUCCCCCAAGAAAAAAUCACUUGUAAUUCCCUGUGGAUGGAGCCUGAGUCACUACCAGCUUCUAAGAGCAGAGCUCAAGGCAACCUAGGACCCAGAAUCAGAGCUCAAGACAGCUGAGACCCACAUCCUGUGAGGGGAGCUCAAGCCAAUGGAAACCUCACUCAAGAGCACACCUCUGGAGUCCCCACUCCUGAAACAGAAAAUUGUGAGUGUGGGGACAGGUUUUUAAACCAGAAUUGGACAAAAGCAGUCCUCUGGGUCUGUUUCUGGGGAUCCCCUGAUUUUCCCCUCCUUUACAUCCUUACAAAACAUCCUUUAGGCACUGAAGUAAUCCCUGUCCUUAUAAACAGCAGACAGGGAAUGAAACCUUGAGUCUAACGGCUGGGCAUCACAGAGUUCCUGCUCCAAUCUUUGGUCCUGCCUCUCCACCCUGAGAUGGUUUUGCAGUAGUGACAGGAAAUCAGCUGCAGGUGUGAGAUUCCCUCCUACAAGGAUGCUCUGCUGUACCUGCAUAGCUGGGUGUUAAUCCUUUGGAUGUACAAGAGACCCUGCUGGAGACAGAAUGCCCAUCACCGAUAGAGGUGAGAGAUCCUGACCUGGGGCAGGGGGAGGGGGCAGGCAAAUGCCUGAAGGCCAGCUCCUAAUGUGGUGACCUAGCUGAUGCCUCUGGUGUGUCUGGAGACACAGAGUGCCUUUGGUCCAUGAUGCUCUUGAAGCCUGCCCAAGUCUGGUGUCCUGAGCACAUUGAGCCAUUUUGACUGCAGUUUCAAAGCUGAGCCACGGCCUCUUCCUUGCAGCAAAUGUCAGUAAGGUUGGAAGAAGUAGUAGUUCCCUGUGCUGUAUGAAGUGACUUCCUGAGCAAUGCAGUCAAGAAGAGUUGGUCUAAACUGGAGAGCAGGGUGUGUGUGUGUUCAGGGCAGGCCCACAGUCAUUCGGGGUCUGCCAGGAGUUUUGAAAUAGAGGCCUACAGGACUGUGAAAACUACACCAACUUUGUGGCAGUUCUGCUGAAGAUUCCUGUGGAACUGAAUCUUCCCUGUGGCUGCAGAGUCAGUGGAUACCUAUCACUAGCCAGGAUGAAGAUGAGACGCCACAAGCUCUUUCUGACUCUGUGCAUGGGUGGUCUCUGCCUCAUCUCUGUCUUGCACUUCCUCAAGGCCCUCUCUUACGUCACCUUCCCCCGGGAGCUGGCUUCGCUUAGUCCCAAUCUCGUCUACAGCUUCUUCUGGAACAAUGCACCUGUCACGCCACAGGUCAGCCCUGAGCCAGGAGGGCCGGAGUUUCUCCGCACGCCACUGUACUCCCAUUCACCCCUGCUCCAGCCCCUGCCGCCCAGCAGGGCCAGCGAGGAGCUGCACAAAGCUGAGUUUAUACUGCAGGAAGACACGUCAGAAUAUUUUGUCCAUACCAAAGCUGGCGGCGUCUGCUUCAAGCUGGGCACCAGGAUGUUGGAGAAGCCACCAGCGGGCCGGACGGACGAGAGAGAAGAUGGUGCUGCUUCAGGGCACCCAGCUCGCAAGCCACUGAGCACCAGAGGCACAAAGCGGCGCAAGUGGGUGGAGUGCAUGUGCCUGCCUGGCUGGCAUGGCCCUAGCUGUGGGGUGCCCACUGUGGUCCAGUACUCAAACCUGCCCACCAAGGAUCGGCUGACACCACGUGAGGUACCCCGGCGGGUCAUCAAUGCCAUCAACAUCAACCACGAGUUCGACCUCCUUGAAGCCCGUUUCCAUGAACUGGGUGAUGUAGUGGACGCCUUCGUGGUCUGCGAGUCGAACUUCACGGCCUAUGGCGAGGCACGCCCACUAAAGUUCCGUGAGAUGCUCCUCAAUGGCUCCUUCGACUACAUCCGCCACAAGGUGCUCUACGUCUUCCUGGACCACUUCCCUCCUGGUGGGCGCCAGGACGGCUGGAUCGCCGAUGACUACCUGCGCACCUUCCUGACGCGGGACGGCAUCUCCCGUCUACGCAACCUGCUCCCGGAUGACGUCUUCAUCAUUGACGAUGCGGACGAGAUCCCGGCCCGCGACGGCGUGCUGUUCCUCAAGCUCUACGAUGGCUGGACCGAGCCUUUCGCUUUCCACAUGCGCAAGUCCCUCUAUGGCUUCUUCUGGAAGCAGCCCGGCACUCUAGAGGUGGUUUCUGGCUGCACAGUGGGGAUGCUGCGUGCCGUCUACGCCACGGAUGGGAUCCGCCUCCGCCGCAGAGAGUACUACACUAUGCCCGGCUUCCGGCAGUACGAGAACAGCACGGGCCACAUUCUAGUGCAGUGGUCGCUGGGCAGCCCCCUCCAUUUUGCUGGCUGGCACUGCUCCUGGUGCUUCACACCAGAGGGUAUCUACUUCAAACUGGUGUCAGCCCAGAAUGGGGAUUUCCCCCGCUGGGGUGACUACGAGGACAAGCGAGACCUCAACUAUAUCCGGGAACUGAUCCGGACUGGUGGCUGGUUCGACGGCACCACCCAGGAGUACCCCCCUGCUGACCCCAAGGAACAAAUGUAUGCCCCAAAGUACCUGCUAAAGAACUACCAGCGGUUCCACUACCUGCUGGAGAAUCCCUACCGACGGGCGAAAGGGGCUGGGUGAGGGGAGCGGGACUUGCAUGGGAAAUGGGAACAUUAGAGCAAAGGGAAAGAGUGAGGUGUGUCUUUCAUUUUCCUUCUUCAUUUUGUUUCCAGCUGAGGUGCGUAGUUUCUCUGCAUUCUCUGCCUUUCCAGGACUGAGACUUGAGGUAGGAUUCCCAGUCAUGCUAAUGAGGGCCAAAGGGAAGGGGAAGAAAUGAGAAUUGGCCCUGCAGAAGGCAAAAAGACUGUGGCACAUCCCCUCAACCUUGCCGCAGGAUGGAGAGAGCUUUUCUAGGGGCCAGAUUUUCUUACACGAAGGUGGGCAGAGGGAGCAGCUGCCCCCACCACGGAACAGAUUGCAUGCACAUGUGAGUCUGGACUUGUCAAUGAGCAUGUGAAUGAGCAGGCGAAUGUAUGAUCAUGUGCAUGUGAGUGGAUGUUUGUGUCACGCGUGUUCAUGUGAGUUUGUGUGUACAUGUGCAAAAGCAUCUCUAUAGGCAUUUAUUUUUUUACCUCAGUAUUCUUUAAAACACAGCCUCCCUCUACCAACCUCCUGUCAAUGCAUCUCUCAUGGGCUCCAGUCUUUGUCUAAUGUGCUGCCAGUCUUGGAGCUUGCAGAAAAGGGAAGUGGGGUGGAACACAAGUGCUUGUACUCCUUCCCUACCCCCACCUCACUGUCGCGCUGCACCCCACACCUUAGUUCUGCCCACAAAGCCUCAGGCUAUGUCCCAAAACCUGCUUUCAUCAGAGGAGCAAGCUGAAGGGGUCUUCAUUAGGUUGAUUGUGUGUUGUGUUCACAAGUGUAUGGAUUAGUGUGUUGCCUGAGUGUUAAUGUGCAUGGAUUUGGCAGGUGUGUGGCAGAGUGCAUGUGUGUGUGAGAGAGGUGGGAGCAUGGCAGGAUUCAGAAGCUCUGCUAUCUACUUAGGGGUUAAGGAUAUUCAGGGAACCCUCUACAAGCCUACUGGGUAUGGGGAGCGGGGCUAGGAAGCUGGAGGCUCUAUGUGCCAGUGCUCCAUAAAUGGGCCUAUUCAGAACCAGCUCUGGAUGGGGUAAGAAUGGGGACAACCUUAGGGAGGCACUGCUGGCAAUGUCUGUGGCAGGGAGCCUCCCUCCCCAAUAUAACAAUACAAUACAAGUGCUGGUUAAUCCUCUUCUCCCUGGAGUAAAAGGGAGAGGAAGGGGAAAUCCCAACCCCCUAGAGCCUAGCCCAAGUGUUGGGGCCAGUGGGAUACAGACUGCUGGGGAAUUACUCCUGGAAUGCUGCUGCCUUGUGGCUGGGAGGAUGUGCAAUCCAGACCCCUUGUCUGGACUGAGUGGAGAGUCAUGCAGCGAGGAGGGGAAGUGACCAAACUGGUUUUAAGAGCUGAACCAAUCAGAGCCAGCAAGCUAAACUCUCCAUCCCUGUUGUCCCUCCACCGGGUUUUUAAAGACAGGGCUUAUUUCAUUCCUCAGCUGUCUUGGUUCUUUGGGGUGAUAGCCACCUUCCCCCUCCCCCAGUUUGAGCAAAUGGCUCCGUAGUGUGUAUGGAGUCCAAUCCGUAGCUUGUAGCAGGGUGAAGCUAUGUUAUUUUUCCAGCUGAGAGAGUACACUGAAGAGAGAAAUGAUGGAAACAUGAUUCCCCACCUUCUUGUUUGGAAUAGGCAUGGGGGAGAAAAGGGAAUGUUCCCUAUAAAGUGCGAUCAUCCCCCACCAGCCAGGCCAGCUGUGCUGAAGAGAGGGGGCUUUCUUUGCCAGUGGGAGUGUAAAUCACCCUGACCAUCAGGACUCACCACCCUUGUUUUUUUCCUGGAUUCCCAUUUCUGCUACUUUCUUUUCCCCCACCUUUGUGCUCCCUCCUUCAUCUGUCUGGGGGAAAGUGACAGGUCCUAGAGCUCAGUUCUAAGGUCAAGCUUCCUGAUCCUAUAAGUAUUUCUAAGGUUCUUAUCUUAUCUUGGUAUCUAUUCCCCUAGCACUCUGAAUUAACUGAAUUCCUUUUACAAGCAGCGGUGGGUCCAAAGUACAAUUGAGAUAGAACAACAUAAAGCACCAAAACCCCCUGUUUUUUGACUGAUCUGAGCCAUGUUUAAUCUUAUCUUACUCCUUGUCCCAUGACAGGUGCUCAAAAGAGGCUAAGCACCAUUUCACUUUAUUCACAACUGCUACCAUCACCCACUACUGUCUGCUCCCUGAGAUCAUUGAAGGCUGGCCCACGGAAUGGGAGAAGGGGAGAUUUCCACCCUCACCUCUGGGAGAAAGCUGUUGCUGGGCUGCCCAAGCUGAGUUUCAUGUGCAUGACCCAUCAGCUAGGGUGUGAAGGAGUCAUGUUUCAGACAGAGGGGUGGUACCUCACAGAGCGGGGUCUACAGGCCCACAGAGAGUUCAUGACUAUGGUGAAGGAACCUCCAUGACUUACAAGAACUGGAGGGUGAUUGCAAAAGGAGGGGCAUAUGUUAGUGGAGAAGACUUUGCAGCAGUGGAUUAAUACAGCUGGGCAGUACUACAAUCCUAGGUGGAGGCAGAGGGAGAGCACCAUGCAUCAGCCCAAGAUAUUGCAGAGAGGUACAGAGGGACCCAGCCAUUGCUCAUUUUCUUUCAUUCUUGGAGAAAGAGUGAGAGCGCAGAACCUGCCCUCAGACCUUCUGCUUUGACUCCACCUUUCCACAGAAACAACAAACCAAAGUCCAGUCCCUGCUGACUGGAGGGGAGAGAGAGACACACACUAUAUAUCUUUGUCUGCAAACUCCAGAGUGCUGGGAGGUGGUCAGCUGCCUUGAUGGCAGGCACCAUAUAGCUAGAACUUGAGUCCCUUCCUUGCAGCACAGUCCUAGCCACUAGGCUGGGGUGGAUUUAGAACAUCUGGUUAACACCAGCAAUCUUCCAAGAUAGGAAGCAGUGUGGGACCAAGCAGAUCACAAUACAACCGAAGUACUGUACCACCUCCCCUGGCACAGCACCUUUUCCCCAUUUGCCUCCUCCCCUCUUCCACUCGAUGGGCUCUCUGGGGUUUGCAUUGCAGUGCAGGGUGUGCUUGCCUUGCCUAGGGUUUUGCAGUUGCCUGUUGUGAAUUUCUAAUACGCCCAUCGCUGCAGUAGCUAGGCCUGAUCCAGCACAGAGAUAUAGCCUGCUUGUUCCUCUUCCUUCCCUUAAUUCCUCACUCUCCCUCUUCCGUCUCUCUCUUUCAGUUCCCUCUUCUCACUAUCAGCCACACUCCCCCAGGCAUGAGGAACAGAUCCCAUUGUAACUGGGUAAGAAUUGAACUCCUCUGGGGACUCUCAGAGGACUUUCCAUCCCAAAGUCCCUCUCCCUGCCCCCUCCUCACUAGUUUGUUUCAAAUUUCAUUUCUAACUGGCUUCUGUGUUGAGGGACUUUCAGGAGAAAUGUGUUUGGUUUUACUCUUCAUAUGAGUAAUUUUUGUAAUUGUUCAGUUUAAAGCCAAACCAGUUUAUAUUUGUGGUAUUUAACUUGCAUGGCUAAUCCUCUCUUGAUUGGGUUUAGAGACAUUGACCUCUUUUGGAUUUAACAUCUUCCACUUCCAUCGUCCCUUGAAAGCAGCCGGGUGGGACUUUGGGGAACUAGCUCUUGCUGGUUGAUUUUUUAGGCCAGCAAUCCGCCCCAAUCAGGCCCUGAAGGAAUGGGAAGCAGAGGUUACAUAUGUAAUUUGAUCAGAUAGCUGGAUGGGUGCCUAUAGGAGAGAGACAGAUGAAGCUUGAACAAGGAGCAACACAAAAGUGCAGGGUCUCAAAUUGUGGCAAAGGAGAAAUGGGUGUGAUGAUAAGAAUUGGUCCAGAGCCCUCAUUCCCACAAACCAUUGAUAUGAGCAGCCUGGCUUCUUUGAUUGUGUCUUGAUCUGGCACUGAAGAUGCUGCAAUGGAGUUUAGAAGGGAAAGCUUAAAAAACUCAAACCUGUAUCUGGGAUGUGGUUAACGACAAAAAGGAAGGAUUGGCGCAGGAUAUCACAGCUGUUAUAUGCUAUUUGUUGCAGCAAUCAUAACUGAGAAUGAGUAGUACAACUCACUUCCUCCUUUGCCCACAAACUCUUCUUAGACUGCUGCUGCUUCACUCAUGUCUUUUCACCUUUAACCCCUCACUACCCUUCUUAAUUUGAACCACAGAUGAGGCAGCCUCUGCAAUUUCUGGGGCUUACACUCUGCUGUUUGUCUGUUUCAGUCUGUUGUAUUAAUGUCCCCUGCUCCUUUGUCAUUUUCAAGGCUCUCUCACCCCAUCCCCCCACAUUAAGUCCUGAGAGGUGGGCUCUUUCCGGGUUAUUUAUAAGCGAGGGUGUGGACAUGGUAUUGGAGCAGGUGGGUCCCCCUUACUGGACAGAUUGACUUGAAGGGGCUUCUCCCUAUCCCAUCAGUGGAGCUGGUGGUAAACCUUGGUGAUGCUCAGAGACAGAUUGAGUGUGAUAUCCCUAGGGGAACGAGAGACCAAGGAUGGGAUUGUUUUUACGGCUCUGUGUUUAUUAUGAAAAGGAAAACAUC